This is a messenger RNA of Aedes albopictus (Asian tiger mosquito), 1512 nucleotides long. RefSeq lists its product as uncharacterized. NCBI's taxonomy places the organism in Eukaryota, Metazoa, Arthropoda, Insecta, Diptera, Culicidae. The transcript has 2 exons. The coding region runs from base 55 to 1233 and encodes 392 amino acids. The record is from RefSeq and is a predicted model, not a curated record.
GCUAGCUAUUUCGUAUUCCAACAGAAACACUACCAACAAAUCGCUGGCACAGCAAUGGGUAACCCUCUUUCGCCCGUGUUAGCAGAAAUCGUCACCGGCGAACUGAUAGAUGCAGUGUUAUCCAAACUAGGUGUGCACAUUCCAAUCCUGAAAAAGUUUGUUGACGACUUUUUCAUCGUUAUUCCGGCCAACGAAGUUGAUACAGUUUUGGGUGCAUUCAACGACUAUCACCCAAAACUGCAAUUCACGGUCGAAUACGAGGUGGACGGCAGGCUACCAUUCCUCGACAUGGUCGUUGUUCGCAACGAAGACCAAUCUUUCUCCACUGAUUGGUUCAUGAAGCCCAUCGCAUCUGGACGGAUCCUUAAUUACUUCUCGCUGCAUCCAAAACACCUAAAAAUAAAUGUGGCAUACAACUUCGUCAAAAAGGUAAACACCCUUUCGACGAUCAAAACGGAGCAACAGAAAAAGGAGACGGUGAUGAGACUACUGAAGCUAAACGACUACCCCGUCUCGUUGAUCAACAGACUGAUUAACCGACACAACGAGAGAAGAACGAGAACACCAACACAACCAGAAAAUGACGAUCAACAAAUCAAAAUUUAUAAGUCGAUUCCAUACAUAGUAGGGUUAUCACAGCAGAUCACACAAUACUUUAAGAGAUCAAAUGAAUUUGACAAUAUUAACAUAGUACAUUAUAAUAACAACACAGUAGGUUCAUUGUAUAGAGCUAUGAAAGGGAGGACAGAUACAUAUCAGCGUAAUAACGUAAUUUACUGUAUUGGUUGUCAACAAUGUGAUGCCAAAUACGUUGGUAUGACAACCAACAAAUUACAAACACGUAUGUACGGACAUAAAUCUGAUGUAAAUCUCCUGGACAAAGUCACCAAAAUAGAAAACACUUCAGACAGGCUACACAAAUUGAGCGGUCUGAAGGAAAGAACAGCAAUGAUGAACCACUGUGUUAGCACAGGGCACAGAUUUGACCUGCAGAAUGCCAGUAUAUUAGACCAUAGCUUGAAAACAAAUAGACUACCGAUACUAGAGGUAUGCCACAUAAUGACAACACAAAAUAUAAACAAACGGACAGAUGUAGAGGGGUUACACACAUGUUAUACAGGUAUCAUGCACACACUGAACAGAUUAUCUCACAGAAACAGACAAAAUAGGAACGAUCUUGACACUAAUACAAUAGAAACAGAUGAAGCGCGAAUGAAUCAAAAUGACGAAUAACGUAGACAGAAAAGACGAUUGAAGUUGAAGAGCUUGAUAGUUAAUAAGUGUUAUAUUGAAUUGUGGGCGAAAAACAUAGUACAGUGGAGGCGUACAGAUGGUAGUACUAGAUUACCAAACCGACUUCCCAACGACAAAACUAAGACAACACUACAGGCUGAAUGUUUUUGGACAGCUACGAAUAAUUCUUUAUCCCUGAUGAAGAUCCAAAUUGGGAUCGAAACGUUGGAGCCAAGAAAAUAAAUUCGUAGGCCAAUUAUUAAGACUGCAAGCCAGAAC